AUGCGGACCCGAAACUCGCAAACCAAAUCGCAGGCUCCAGGGUCCCACUUUGAACCCCAGGAGAGUUCGAGUCCAGAGCACCGAAAGGAUGCAACGACACCGGCCGUCCUGCGUGUGGCCGAUGAUUUCUCGCGGUUGCGUGCUAAGGAAGAGACAGACGCAAGCAGCUCGGAGACCCAGGAUCGGCAGAUUGGGGUUAUUGUCAAGCAUGAGCCCAGCAUGGAAGACGCUGCAUCGGCAGAGGGCUCCCAGGCCUCAAGCUCUGAGGAUGCUGGAGCCGAGGACUUGUCUGCGCCCUCCGAGUAUUACCAUGACACCAUCGACCGCAUCAUGAAAAGCUUCUGCAUGACUCUAGAGGCUAAGAUCGACCUGUUGAAGGACGGCAAAGUGCGCUCAGUCGCUAAAGGUGGAAAAGAGACCGGAUCUCAUCCUUUACUGGCUGGUGCAACGAAAAGCUCAACCGAGAAACCUGCCACGAAAGUGUUCUUCCGCAAGCGCUCCAAGAAGACCAGAUCACUCCAGGGCUGGGCUCAGCCUCGGGAUAGGCCAGCCCCAGCAGCUCCGGCUGCUCCUUCGGGUCCUCCCCGCAGCUCCCAGCAGCAGCCGCAGCCGCAGCAGGCACUCUAUUCCGCCGCCGCCCCAGCGUUGGCCUCAGUGUUCCCCCCGACCCCGGCACUCCUCGCAUCUAAGCCGUCUCGGUACACCCCGUCUCCGGAAGCCCGUCGCGGAGGUUCACCUCUUCCACCACCACCUCCGGCCUUCUUUUCGGCACCACCCGCUCUUCCUCUCGCCGAGUCCCUCAGGGCUCCCGCACCGUCAGGAGCCCGUCCUCCUACGUCGGUUGUUGCAUUGAGGGGGACGGCUCAGCCUUCAGAACCACAGCCUGAAGCGGCUUUGGUUGCUCCGCGACCCGGGAGCGCCUUCGGAACGGCAAGAAGUAGAUUGAGAUUUAAUGAUGGCGGCAUGCGACAUCGCAGCAUAUAUAGAGGGGCUACCGCGGCGUCUUCCCAGUCGAUUGUCGGGCAUGAAGAAGAGGAUGAUGAUGAGGACGAAGAGGAAGAAGACGAUGCAGAUGGGGACGACAAUGUGGAAUUUGAUCUUCCCUUAGCGUCAGGAUCUGACCUCUUGAACGUUGAUCCCGACAUGUCCGAGGGGCUUGUUGUGACGAGUGACGCAUUAGAUGACCUCGCGUCAGUGUUCAGUAUCCCGGAACCCAGUCCACCGGUUCAGGUUCAAAGGACCGCACCAGAGCUGCUACUGCGGCAGGCUUCCGAGACGGAGGAGUACAAGCCCGCACGAAAGCCUAAAAGGGGUCCUGAGGCGGAAACCCAGCAUCCGAUUCCCUUACCGGUGGCUCAGCUUCACGAAGCAGACGGAGAUGGUAGACGCAAAAAGCACAAGGCUGUCCCGCCUUCUAACACGGUUGGUGGAGGGGACUCGGGGAAGUUUGCCUGUCCUUAUUUCAAGAGAAACCCGAAGAAGUACCGCGAGUGGACGUCCUGUCCUGGUCCGGGAUGGGACGAGGUGCACCGGGUCAAAACGCAUCUUUAUCGACGGCACCCUCUGCCCAUCCAAUGUCCCCGCUGUUGGGAUGUGUUCAAGGUCGACACCCAGCUUCAAACCCACCUUCAGCAGGACCCGCCCUGCUCAGUGCAGCGGAACCAGAUGCUGCAAGAGGGAUUCACAAAGGAGCAGGAGAAGAGGCUGCGCAGUCGCAAGAAGACGCAUGCGGAUAUGACGGGUGAGGACAAGUGGCGUGAGAUUUACACAAUCCUGUUUCCAGACGACAAUCCGAGCGUUAUUCCUUCGCCGUAUUACAUCGAAUCCGAGGACGGGUCUGAGUAUCCUGGAUCUUCGAGCACAGAGCUCGAGGACUACGCCACAUUCAUCCGUCGGGAGAUGCCAACGUUGGUGCGGAGAGAAUUGGAAACACUGUUCCAAAACGAGUUCCAGGACGUCGAGGAGCGGCUCCGGCCGCGGAUUGCCGAUAUCGUGCUGAAUCUCCAGCCCAAGCUGCUCGGCCUUUACAAGCAAUCACAGAUGCCGUUGAGUGAGUAUGGCCCGGAACAACAACAUACUGGGACCAGUGGAAGCGAAAUAUCAUCCACGCCACAGCUCUCACAAGGUUCUGGGCCAAAGGCGUCUGGGCGGGACUCGACCCCUGAGACGGUCUUUGGGCCUGACGACCCUGGGAACAACUUUGAUGCCUGGAAUCUUUAUCCAGAGAAUCAGCCGCAACCGCAGUUCGAUAUGAACAGCACUGGCCCGGGGCUGGACUGGGAUUUUGAUGCCGAAUCUCUACCAAAUCUCCCACAAUAA
Molecule: messenger RNA, 2319 nt
Organism: Dichotomopilus funicola
Lineage: Eukaryota; Fungi; Ascomycota; Sordariomycetes; Sordariales; Chaetomiaceae
Exons: 4
Coding region: 1-2319 (772 amino acids)
Source: RefSeq, a predicted model, not a curated record